Messenger RNA from Drosophila montana, 2263 nucleotides. Its product is annotated as transcription factor SPT20 homolog. NCBI's taxonomy places the organism in Eukaryota, Metazoa, Arthropoda, Insecta, Diptera, Drosophilidae. The record is from RefSeq and is a predicted model, not a curated record. The transcript is spliced from 2 exons. Bases 739 to 1950 code for a protein of 403 amino acids.
UAAAUUAAGUAUGUAUAUUAUAAAUCUAUACACAUAUGACAGCUAGCUGUAAAUCAAUAUCAAAAUGUAUUUAAUACAUUACAAAUAAAUUAUUGUGUGUGUGACGUCAUGCGCACUCCAGCGCACUAGCGUAAUCUGUUGAGUGCGCGCAGCGCAGCCGGCAAAAGUAACGGAACCAAAUACAACUGCCAAAUGUGUGAGGACCCUGCGAACGCCAAAGAACACUUGAGCAGCAACAAUGCGUGAUAGAGAGAGAUGCCAUGCUUCGUUCUAGUAUUUACAUAUCUGAUUUCAGGUGUCUGCUUUUAAUUUGUCGGAGCAUGCGCUCAUUCAAUAGGCGCAAGCGAGAUGGCAGCUAUGCUUCGCAUUUGCCUUUAGCAUGACAAGUUGCCUAAAGGGACCAGCGUUGCCAGCUAUUUGAGUAAGCAUCGCAAAGAGUUACGCACUUUGCGAGUCCUUUGCCAACACUGGGGACGCCAACAAAUCGUUUUGAAAUUCAAGUUAACAAAGUUGGCCGUGAUAUUUGAAGCUGUUUGACUUGCAAUCUGGCAUUCAAACGGCAAGGAGCAUUCGAGCAGACCUAAACCAACAAAAAUCAAUUUACCGCAAUAUUGAAAACCAGAAGAAGAAAAGCACCUGGAGCCGGGCCUUCUCAUUCGAUUUUAAGUAAUAAUCAGAGUAAGCCCGCGACAUCUCAGUGCAGUUCCUUGGAAUAUUAACCUAAAAGACAAAGAAAACAUGUCAGACCGACCCUCGCGCGCAGAUGUCCUCAAGCUAAGCCUGGAUGAGUACAUUCAUCUCUAUGUGCACACCGAUCACAAGGACAAGCUCUACGGCAGACGGGGCCCGUAUCCAAGUCAGGCCCAACAGCGGCGCCGGUACGAGCACUCCCAUUACUUUGCGCCGGCCUAUCAGCGCCAGCAGCAGCAGCAACAGCAGCAACAGCAGCAGCAACAACAGCAGCAACAACAGCAGCGGUUGCUGCAGCAGCGAGAGGAGCAAUUGCGUGCACAGCAGCAGGAACGCUUGAAGCUGCAGCUGGAGCAGCAGCUGCGCUUGCAGCAGCAGCAGGAACAGCUGAAUGCGGCGGAGCAGCUGCAGGGUCAGCAGCAGCAGCGCAUGAACGAGACGCUGGAGACGCUGUGCAUCAGCCAGGAUUGCAUCAGCCAGCUGCGCCAGGAGCAGCAGUGUCUGCAGCAGCAGAGCCUUGAGGAGAUGCGCCUGCUGCAGCAGCGGCUGCGCCAGCAGCGGCAGCAGGGCGUGGAGGAGAUGCGCCUGCUCCAGCAGCGCCAUCGCCAGCAGCGCAUGGCCCUCCAGCAGCGCAUCGAUGACGAGGAGCGCACCGAUCGCCAGCGGCGCCUGGAUCAGCAUCAUAUCCUACAAUUGCGCACCCUGCAGCAGCAUCGGCGCGAGCAGAAGCAGCUGCAAACCCAGCAGCAACAGCAGCGCAUCCAGCAGCUGCUCCACAAGCAGGAGCAGCGCCGCCAGGCCAUGGGCGUCAACAACUAUAAAAUGCUGUUGAAACUGGCGUCCGAUAUGUCCACAGCGGCCACUCGGACCCAGCCCAAGGAGGAGGCCAAACCCGCCCAAGGCCUGCUGAUGCCGCCCCGUUUUGUGGUGUCGGAGCUGCCCAGCUGGUAUAUACCGCCCAAGCUGGAGUACGCCGGCGUUCAGGUCAAGAAGGAAGAGCCGACGAGUGAGAAGAAGAUGCGCCUGUCCUCCGUCCAGGAGUCCGUCAAUCUCAGCAGCGAUCUGCUCCUUGACAGAGCCGGAGUCACCAUCAAGAAGAAGGUUAAAUUCGAUCUGAAGGAGGAGUACGUGACGAACGGCAUCUCCACCGAGGAGGUCAUUGCCGAGAUUGAGGAUCAGAUGAAGGAGGAAAUCGAACUGGAGGACGACAUCAACAGCGAUAUGCUCUAUAUACCCACCAACUUUUCGUUAAGCGAAUGAUUGAAUACCCUGCACAUCAUCAGAUGCCAAAAAGGAAUCAGAGGAAAAACUCAAUGAAAGCAACGAAUAAUUUGAUACACUAACCAAAUGACCAAAAAACAAAAGGCAAACUAAAGAAAUACGGCACUCAAGGAAAGCCGAAUAACGUGAUACACUGCACCAAAAGAAUACACUACAAAAAAUUAUAACAGAAUAUCAAGAAAAUGCGAAAUAACGAAUACUUAAAUACACUACAAAUACCACGCAAAUACAAAGUGCGACUGAUGUGAAACAUAACGAAUUUUUAAUGCACUAACCUCAAGCAAGAAAUGAG